This is a messenger RNA of Lolium rigidum, 1653 nucleotides long. RefSeq names its product probable sugar phosphate/phosphate translocator At1g48230. The record is from RefSeq and is a predicted model, not a curated record. The transcript is spliced from 9 exons. Gene Ontology annotation, cellular component: Golgi apparatus; trans-Golgi network; endosome. Gene Ontology annotation, molecular function: antiporter activity. NCBI's taxonomy places the organism in Eukaryota, Viridiplantae, Streptophyta, Magnoliopsida, Poales, Poaceae. The coding region runs from base 42 to 1181 and encodes 379 amino acids.
GCGACGCGCAUCCGGCCCGGGGGCCGGGGCGCGGUACGGCGAUGAUGAUCAGUCGGCAGCUCCUGCUGACCUACCUCUACCUGCUAAUCUACAUCUGCCUCUCGUCGGGAGUCAUCCUGUUCAACAAAUGGGUACUAUCUCCAAAGUACUUCAAAUUUCCCUUCCCCAUUACCCUCACAAUGAUUCACAUGGCAUUUUCUGGAGUUGUGACGUUCUUCCUAGUCCGUGUUUUUAAGGUUGUUGCACCUGUCAAGAUGACUUUCCAAAUAUACGCCACAAGUGUAAUUCCAAUUAGUGCAUUCUUUGCGUCAAGCCUCUGGUUUGGAAAUACAGCGUACUUGUAUAUUUCAGUUGCCUUCAUUCAAAUGCUCAAGGCUUUGAUGCCUGUGGCAACAUUUAUAAUGGCUGUUCUAUGUGGUACUGACAAAUUAAGGCGGGACCUUUUCUUGAACAUGUUGCUGGUCAGUGUUGGUGUUGUAGUUUCAUCAUAUGGCGAGAUUCAUUUUAAUGUAAUAGGAACAUUGUACCAAGUAACUGGCAUUGUCGCGGAAGCCCUCCGGCUGGUCUUGACACAGGUCCUCCUCCAAAAAAAGGGUUUAACCCUGAACCCUAUUACAAGCCUGUAUUACAUAGCGCCUUGCAGUUUCAUCUUCCUAUUUGUUCCAUGGUAUUUACUGGAAAAGCCAGAAAUGGACAUCUCUCCAAUUCAAUUCAACUAUUGGAUAUUUUUCUCGAAUGCACUUUCUGCAUUUGCAUUAAACAUAUCCAUAUUUCUAGUUAUUGGAAGAACAGGAGCAGUCACUAUCCGAGUUGCAGGAGUUCUGAAAGACUGGAUACUUAUCGCCCUCUCGACCAUUAUCUUUCCUGAAUCUACCAUUACAAGUCUCAACAUAAUUGGAUAUGCCGUUGCACUCUCUGGCGUUGUCAUGUACAAUUAUUUGAAGAUGAAAGAUGUGAGAGCAAGUCAACUUCCAGCAGAUAGCACUCCUGAUAGAGCUACAAAGGAUAAGAAGAUUCUGAACGCAUACAAACCUGAUGGUUCCCUGGACAGUAAUGAUGAGACUGUUGUUGGGCUGGCAUCAGAAGCUGCAGUAGUUGAUGAGGAAGCCCCUUUGAUUCCAUCGUCCCGCCUCUCCUAUGUUACCCGGACACAAACAGGCGGUGGUUUGAAUAACAGAUGACCAUGAUUUUCUUAAGUUUUGAGUUGGUUGAGGUAGCAAACUCUGUCACAGAUAGACCUCCUGAAGAGUUUGAAAGAGGCGCAGAAGCUGAUGAACUAUGAAAAGAGCCUUCUUUGGAAGCCCUGGUGAUUGAUCUGUAGGCACCUUUUCUCCACGAGUUGGUAUGGGAAGUUUUUUUCAGGAGACACCUGGAGGUUAAAUAGAAGAAGUAGCAGCGAUAGCAUGAUUACUUUUAAUCUGUAUUUGGAGAUUUCUGCAGUCCAUGUUAGAUAUACGCUAUUUUGGAACCCAGCAUAUGGAAAUGGCGGACCAUAGAUGGUGUAAAGCACCUCUAUAGAUGCUAAUUCAAAUACUCACUCAGGCUCAAAAUACUUGUCGCGGGUUCAUUGAAUCUACACACAUUUUAGCCUACAUUUUGAUUAAAUGUGCGACAAGUAUUUUGCGCCGGAGGGAGGGAGUAGCAGUUUCGAUA